Molecule: messenger RNA, 1634 nt
Organism: Oryza sativa Japonica Group (Japanese rice)
Lineage: Eukaryota; Viridiplantae; Streptophyta; Magnoliopsida; Poales; Poaceae
Biological process (GO): ubiquitin-dependent protein catabolic process
Cellular component (GO): endoplasmic reticulum
Molecular function (GO): ubiquitin protein ligase activity; ubiquitin-like protein conjugating enzyme binding
Source: RefSeq, a predicted model, not a curated record
AGGGGCCGAGGGGCUCCCACGCGGGACGGGACGACCACGCCCGUCCGACCGUCUGUUUCGUCCCCGCAGUAGGAAGAACGGAGACGGGCUCGUAGCCGUCCGCUUCCCAACCGUCGCAGUCGCAGUCGCAGCAUCCACGCCACGCCACGCCACGCCACGCGUUUGUGUGUUUCACUCGAAGGCUCGCUCCACUCGAAGACCGAGGCGUCCACCACCACCACCACCACUCGAGUUCCCCCACGAUCCCCAACCCUUCCUCCUCCGAUUCGCCGCCGGUAGCUGCCAGCGUCUGCUCCCCGGCUCGCCGCGCGCCGGCCGGCGAGUGCACCGCGCGCGGGCGCUUGGUCGACGCUAUCUCCGGAGUACUCCGCGUGGAUUUGGGUGAAUAGUGGCUCGUUUCGACAGGGUGACUUGUGCUGUGCUCGAUCGCGGUCGUCGCUUGCUGUUGAUCGACCGGUCCAGAUCCGCGUCGUUUACACGGUGCGUGGCUGUUCCUCAAUCUACGGAUCGGACCUCGGACUCAUGGAGAACCGCGUCGGUGAGUCGUCGGCGACCGCCGUCGAUGGCGGCGGCGGCGCCAAGGACUCGGGCAGCUUCGAGUGCAACAUCUGCCUGGAGCUAGCCCAGGACCCCGUCGUCACCCUCUGCGGCCACCUCUUCUGCUGGCCGUGCCUCUACGAGUGGCUCCACGUCCACGCGCACUCCCGCGAGUGCCCCGUCUGCAAGGCCGGCCUCGAGGAGGAGAAGCUCGUCCCCCUCUACGGCCGCGGCAAGGCCUCCACCGAUCCCCGCUCCAGGUCGGUGGCCGGCGUCCAGAUCCCCAGCCGGCCGGCCGGGCAGCGGCCGGCGACGGCUUCCCAGCCUGAUCAUCACCACGACCAUUUGCCGCACCACGACCCGUGGUUCAUGGGCGGCGCCGGCGCCCCUGUGGCCGGCGGUCGCUGGGGGAACUACACUUUCUCGGCGGCCAUUGGGGGGCUUUUCCCAUUGCUGAGCUUCCAGGUUCAUGGGUUCCCGCAGGCGGCGGCGUAUGGACCUGCCGCUGGGUUUCCUUACGGGUAUGGACAUUCGUUCCAUGGCUGGCAUGGCCAUGGUUUCCCGCACCAGGCACCGCAGGGCCAGCAUGUUGAUGUGUUCUUGAAGGUAUUGCUUGUUCUGGUUGGUGUUCUUGUGAUUGCCAGCUUGAUUGUGUUUUAGAUGUGUGCAGUUAGCUAUGGCCAAUCCUCGGUGAUGAGCCUGUAUGAAACGGUUUUAUUGUGUCAAUAUUAGGUAGUAGCUCCCACGGGUUGAUCAGUGUGGAGAGAUAGUACAAAGAUGAUGCUUCAGUAGUUACUAGUAGGAUUCUGUGAUAAUGAGUGGUAGCUGAUAAUGUUGUCGUGCUUCUCGAUAUAUUACUUGUGCAGUUGCAAGUCUUGUUUGUAGUUUUUAAGUGAAGUUUGAAUCCUUGUUAUCUUUUCAUAAUGCAUUUGCAUUCCAACCUUGUCCUGUGGCUGUCGCAAGGAUAAUAUCUUGCAUUAUUUGUGUCAUAUAUGGAUUCUUGAUUGUGCAUAUACAUCAAUACAUCAUUGGUUGUAUCUGAAAUCAGCACUUGGAAUUUGUUUCUGAAUUUAAAAUAUUGUACCGGACAUUUUCUA